Messenger RNA from Babesia ovata, 699 nucleotides. RefSeq names its product ETS-related transcription factor Elf-3, putative. The record is from RefSeq and is a predicted model, not a curated record. The transcript has a single exon. Bases 1 to 699 code for a protein of 232 amino acids. NCBI's taxonomy places the organism in Eukaryota, Apicomplexa, Aconoidasida, Piroplasmida, Babesiidae.
AUGACCGACUCCGGGUUGUUGGAUCGUUUUCAACUGCCGCUGGUGUCACUGCAAUUGGAAGUUUUUUGCGGGGAGGAUACGUCGUGUGCCAUUUUGCAUGUGCUGUACUACUCGAAGAAGCUGGGGCAGUUCUUUUCGUCGGCGUUCCGCAACACGCCGUUCGGCGACAACGCCGACGUCAUAAAGGCCGCCUACAAAUCGUUCUCCGAGUUCCUUUUCAGCAAGGAGGCGCAUGGCGCGAUCACCGCCCGUUUUGAGGUUUGUGCGUUUUGGGUUCGCAUCGAUGUUCGCGCAGUGCGUAAACGUGUACGUGGAGAACAACCCCGAGUUCAGCCUCUACUUCGCGACUGCUGCGUGGACCACCAUCACGACGGAGCUGGUGUCCAGCAUUGUAUCAUACGUCAACAAGCAGUUCCGCUUUCUGUUCAUCACGCGCAUACCCUCUAUAGUGUCACGAUAGUUGAGCUGAAUUAUUUAGUGGAUAAUCUGGUUCGAUCUGAUGAUCUGCUGAAGGUAACCACCCGGGUUGUUCAUCAGUUGCUCCGUUUCCCCCUUCUCGAUUAUCUUUCCGUCGCAGAAGACAGCGAUCUCGUCUGCCUCGACGAUCGACGACAGCCGGUGGGCGAUGACUAUGGUGGUCCUGUCGGCGCUGAGGUUCCUGAACGCCGACAGUAUUUUGUGCUCCGUCAUCGCAUCUAG